Messenger RNA from Cladophialophora yegresii CBS 114405, 864 nucleotides. RefSeq lists its product as uncharacterized. Gene Ontology annotation, molecular function: enoyl-CoA hydratase activity. Gene Ontology annotation, biological process: fatty acid beta-oxidation. The record is from RefSeq and is a predicted model, not a curated record. The transcript is spliced from 2 exons. Lineage: Eukaryota; Fungi; Ascomycota; Eurotiomycetes; Chaetothyriales; Herpotrichiellaceae. Gene Ontology annotation, cellular component: mitochondrion. Bases 1 to 864 code for a protein of 287 amino acids.
AUGACAAGCUAUUCCUCCACGUCGAAUACAACGAUCCCUCCUCCCUCCUCUAAUCCCUCCGUCCUCCUUUCCUACCCAACCCCCGCGAUCCUGCUGGUCACGAUCAACCGCGUCAAACAGAUGAACUCGAUCCCCUUCCCCGUCCACUGGCACCUCCACCGCGUCUUCGAAUGGUUCGACAGAGAACCCACCCUGCGCGUGGCCAUCAUCACGGGUGCGGGUCCCAAGGCCUUCUGCGCAGGCCAGGACCUGAUCGAACUCGGAAAGCGGGAUCCCAAGGAAUUGGAGGAGAAGCCGUACCUCGCGUUGCACCCGCCGACCAGUGGUUUUGCGGGGAUUAGUCGCCGGUUGGGCAAGAAGCCCAUCAUCGCGGCCGUGAAUGGGUUUGCGCUCGGCGGGGGUUUUGAGAUUGUGCUGAACUGCGACAUGACAGUAGCCUCCCCAACCGCAACCUUCGGCCUCCCCGAAUCACUCCGCGGCAUCUACGCCGGCGCAGGCGGCCUGCCCCGCCUCGUCCGCAACGUUGGGCUCCCACUGGCCUCCGAGAUCGCAAUGACGGGCCGCACCUUGUCGGCCGCCGAAGCCCUGCGUUUCAACCUGAUCAACCACGUCUCCAGCAGUCCCGCGACGCUGCUGGAUGAGGCCGUGGCGCUUGCCCAGAAAGUAGCGGACAUUUCGCCGGACGCCAUCAUCGUGACGCGCGCGGCCAUUAGAGAGACGUGGGAGAAUGGGUCCGUCGAGCGCGGGUUUCAGUUGGUCGAUGAGCGGUUGAAGCGCGGGUUGAUGGAGGGGGAGAAUUCGAGGGAGGGGCUCGCUGCUUUUCGGGAGAAGAGGAGGCCCGUGUGGAAGGCUAGUAAGUUGUGA